Lolium perenne is the source of this 1234-nucleotide messenger RNA. RefSeq names its product expansin-B6. Gene Ontology annotation, biological process: sexual reproduction. Gene Ontology annotation, cellular component: extracellular region. NCBI's taxonomy places the organism in Eukaryota, Viridiplantae, Streptophyta, Magnoliopsida, Poales, Poaceae. The record is from RefSeq and is a predicted model, not a curated record.
CCGUCCAGCCAUCAAAACACAAACAGGAGUAGUACCACUCCGGCAAGCACCGAUCCUACAAGUCUAAGGAGGUUCUCAAUAGACCUCCAGUAUGGCCGGUGUCACCACCACCAAUGCGGUUGCCAUUGUCGCAGUCCUCUCCCUGCUAGUGCUGUCCGUCUGUUCUGCAGAAGACUACGACACCUCCCUCGCCAAAUCCUACAAGUCCGGCUGGCUCCCCGCCAAGGCCACCUGGUACGGCGCUCCUACCGGUGCCGGCCCCGAUGACAACGGUGGUGCUUGUGGCUUCAAGAACGUGAACAAGUACCCGUUCUCCGCCAUGAUUUCUUGCGGCAAUGAGCCGCUCUUCCAGGGUGGCGCCGGCUGCGGCAGCUGCUACCAGAUACGCUGCGUCAGAGCCAACAACCCUGCCUGCUCCGGCCAGCCUAGGACGGUCGUCAUCACCGACAUGAACUACUACCCCGUGGCCAGGUACCAUUUCGACCUCAGCGGCACGGCGUUCGGCGCCAUGGCUCUGGGAGGCCAGAACGACAAGCUCCGCCACGCCGGCAUCAUCGACAUGCAGUUCAGGAGGGUGCCCUGCAACUUCCCGGGCAUGAAGGUGACCUUCUUCAUCCUGCCAGGGGCUAACCCCAACUACUUCCCGGUGGUGCCGGCGUACGGGAACCGGGACGGGGCCGUGGUGAAGAUGGACGUCAUGCGGAGCAGGAACGGCCGCCCGACGGGGAGCUGGGAGGCGAUGUACCGUUCGUGGGGCACCGUCUUCCGGUUGGACACCAGGGAGCCGCUGCAGGGGCCAUUAUCCCUGCGCAUCACCAGCGACUCCGGCAUGACGCGCAUCGCCAACAAUAUCAUCCCCUAUGGCUGGAAGGGCGGCAGCAGCUACUGGUCCAACAUCCAGUUUUGAGUUACCUGCUUCUCGCAUCGAGUUAAUCGUUUCGGUAUCAUCUGAUCGAUUCCUAUUUACGAUGGAUCGACGGAUUUUAAGUUACUGCGUUGCCUACUGCCAGGCGUCUUUAUUUGUGCGUCUUCCAGAAUCCAGAUGUGUACGUGCUUGUGAGCGUGUGUGUGCGUGUGUAAAAGGAGCUAGCUAGGCAAGUGGAGUAGCAUCCAUGUGCUACCCCGGCUUAGUGAAUCCCGGCCUAAGGAGAGAAACAUGCUUCUUUUCUUGUUUUAUUGUAUUUUGAAAAUUAUAUGAUCUAUAUACUAUGGAUGCAAAUCAAAUGUUUGUAAA